AUGACCGGCGAAUCCCGCCCCAAGCGGAAACACAGCUCCGUAUCCGCCUCGGACAGACCAUCCAAACACCUCAAACCUGAAUCCACCGUCCUCACCCCGGGAGACGAAACACCCGCAAACGGCACCGUGUACGAUGUCGAGAAUGGUGAGGAUAUUACGCCCAUCGUUGCCCUAGGCGCAACACAGGCGGAUUCACCAGAGUGGCAGGCAACAAUCGAAUCGGUGGUGAAGAGUGUGGUUUCGAUUCAUUUUUGUCAAACCUGCUCGUUUGAUACGGAUCUUUCCAUGUGUAGUCAAGCGACGGGGUUUGUGGUUGAUGCGGAAAGGGGGUAUAUACUUACGAAUAGGCAUGUCGUUUGUGCCGGGCCGUUUUGGGGGUAUUGUAUUUUUGAUAAUCAUGAAGAGUGCGAUGUUCGUCCCGUUUACCGAGAUCCCGUGCACGAUUUUGGUAUUUUGAAAUUCGACCCAAACGCGAUCAAGUACAUGGAUAUCACAGAGCUGAAAUUGAAUCCCGACGGAGCACAAGUGGGCGUUGAAAUCAGAGUGGUUGGUAAUGAUGCCGGAGAGAAACUCAGUAUUCUUUCCGGUGUUAUUAGUCGACUUGAUCGAAACGCGCCGGAAUACGGUGAAGGGUACAGCGAUUUCAACACAAAUUACAUCCAAGCUGCUGCUGCUGCCAGUGGUGGGAGUUCCGGUAGUCCCGUUGUCAAUGUUGCUGGACAUGUUGUUGCGCUGCAGGCGGGUGGGCGUGCAGAUGGUGCGGCUACGGAUUACUUUUUACCGCUUGGUCGUCCACUGCGUGCGCUGCAGUGUAUUCAAGAAGGCAGGCCUGUUACACGUGGAACUAUUCAGACACAAUGGAUGAUUAAACCGUUUGACGAAUGUCGGCGUCUCGGUUUGACGCCGGAAUGGGAAGCAUACGUCCGGAAAAUGGCGCCUAAAGAGACGGGGAUGUUGGUGGCGGAGAUUGUCCUGCCAGAGGGUCCAGCUGAUGGCAAACUUCAAGAAGGGGAUGUUUUGCUGAAGGUCAAUGGGGAGUUACUCACUCAGUUUGUGCGACUGGAUGAUAUUCUAGACUCGAAUGUUGACCAGUCGAUUCGGCUUUUGAUUCAGCGUGGUGGUGAGGAUCUGGAAGUAGAUUGCACUGUUGGAGACUUGCAUGCGAUUACGCCAGAUCGGUUUGUCAGUGUUGCUGGAGGGACGUUUCAUGAUUUGUCUUAUCAGCAAGCUCGUCUUUAUGCUAUUGCAUGUCGCGGCGUCUAUGUCUGUGAGGCAGCGGGGUCAUUCAAGAUUGAAAAUACUCUGUCAGGCUGGAUUAUUGAUUCUGUCGACAAACGAUCAACUAGAAACUUGCAGGAGUUUAUCGAAGUAAUGAAGGCGAUCCCAGAUCGAUCAAAAAUCGUCAUCUCCUACCGACAUAUCCGAGAUCUCCAUACCCGAGGGACAAGCAUUAUCUAUCUUGACCGUCACUGGCAUCCAAAGAUGUCUCUUGCCAUCCGCAACGAUGAGACUGGUCUAUGGGAUUUUUCAGAUAUCGCCGGUCCAAUACCCGCCGAACCGCCGGUUCCUCGGAAAGCAGACUUUAUCCAGUUAGAUGGGAUUAGUCAAACGGCGGCCGCUGAAAUUGUUCGCAGUUUUGUCCGUGUGUCUUGUACGAUGCCUUUGAAAUUGGAUGGGUUCCCUCAGGCUAAGAAAACUGGUUACGGAUUGGUCAUUGAUGCAGAGAAAGGCUUUGUCGUUGUAUCGCGAGCUAUUGUUCCGUAUGAUUUGUGCGAUAUCAACAUUACAGUCGCGGAUUCGAUAAUCGUUACUGGGAAAGUGGUUUUUAUGCACCCGCUACAAAACUAUACUAUUGUGCAAUACGAUCCAAGUCUCGUCCUAGCACCUGUUCGAAGUGCGCGAUUGAGUACGGAAAACAUAAAGCAAGGCCAAGAUACGAUCUUUGUCGGAUUUAACCAAAAUUUACGGAUUGUCGUUGCCAAGACCACUGUGACUGAUAUUACGACCGUCGCUAUUCCAGCCAAUGCCUCAGCUCCACGUUAUCGUGCUAUUAAUCUUGAUGCCAUCACAGUGGACACGGGACUGAGCAGUCAAUGCACGAAUGGCGUUCUGCUACGAGAAGACGGAAUUGUGCAAGCCCUUUGGCUGAAUUACUUGGGUGAGCGGACGGGAAACUCACACAAGGAUGUUGAGUAUCAUCUCGGUUUAGCGACGCCGUCUCUUCUCCCGAUAAUCAGCAAGAUCCAACAGGGCGAAAUCCCCAAACUCCGAAUUUUGAGUAUGGAGAGCUACGUCAUUCAAAUGAGUCAAGCGCGGAUUAUGGGCGUAUCAGAGGAAUGGAUUAAUAAAGUCGCAGAAGCGAAUCCUUCUAGACAUCAGUUAUUCAUGGUGAGGAAAUUGGACAGUCCGCCUCCAUCAUUUACGCAUGAGGCCGAUGCUUUGAAAGAGGGGGAUAUCAUUCUUACUUUGAACGGAAAACUCAUCACACGAGUCUCGGAGUUUGAUAUCAUGUACGACAAUGAAGUUCUUGAUGCAUUGAUUGUUCGGAACGGGCAAGAAAUGCACGUCAAAGUUCAUACAGUUCCAACCGAAGAUCUAGAGACGGAUCGAGCUGUUGUAUUCUGUGGCGCUGUACUACAGAAACCACACCAUGCUGUACGCCAGCAGAUUUCGAAGCUACACAGUGAGAUUUAUAUCAGUGCACGGAGCCGUGGUUCACCCGCGUAUCAAUACGGAUUAUCGCCUACAAAUUUCAUCACUGCCGUCAACGGCGUCCAAACCCACGAUCUCGAUAGUUUUGUGCAAGAAGUCAAGAAGAUCCCGGAUAAUACGUACUUCCGUCUUCGAGCGGUUACGUUUGAUAAUGUGCCGUGGGUGGUGACCAUGAAAAAGAAUGAUCAUUACUUUGCUAUGUCAGAGUAUGUAAAAGAUCCCUCGGCGCCAGCUGGUUGGAAGGUAAUCAAUUAUCCAAAGAGAGAUGAAGCGUCUGCGGAUCAGGGUAAUCUCACUGCUGAUGCUAUGGACGAAGGGGCUGAGGAUGGUGGGAGUGACGCCGAGCCUGAUUGUUAG
Talaromyces stipitatus ATCC 10500 is the source of this 3069-nucleotide messenger RNA. Its product is annotated as nuclear serine protease HtrA2/Nma111, putative. The transcript is spliced from 4 exons. NCBI's taxonomy places the organism in Eukaryota, Fungi, Ascomycota, Eurotiomycetes, Eurotiales, Trichocomaceae. Gene Ontology annotation, biological process: proteolysis. Bases 1 to 3069 code for a protein of 1022 amino acids. The record is from RefSeq and is a predicted model, not a curated record. Gene Ontology annotation, molecular function: serine-type endopeptidase activity; protein binding.